UAACACCCAAUGAAUUGCCGUUUUUUCCAGCCGCUUCGCAAUUGACAUUUUCAAAUUGGGAUUUCUUUGUCUUACAUAAAAUCGAAUUUGCUUUUCUAGUUCAAAAAUGGGCAAUCACUUUGAUUCCUAAGGAUGUCUCGGCUUGCAUGCCGUGGCAUGACAUAGCUAUUGGAUUCAUUGGAGCCCCAGCGGUGGAUGUCGCAAACCAUUUUAUAGAACGUUGGAAUUAUAUUAAAUCCAGAAACGUAAUAAAUUACGUUAUAAGAUACUCACACCCAAUUUUAAAAAAAACAGAAAUUAAAGAAUUUCAAAAAGAUAUUAGAUCAUACAAUUACUUUAAUGAAACUGUUGAGGCUGAUACUACGAAAGGCACAUGUUCUGUGCAAAUUUUAAGAAGUGUUUGUAGGUGGAGUCAUGGAAUUGAGGUCGAAGAUUCAAUUCACAAGCCGUAUUUGCAAGCUAUCGCAGAGGCGGAACAUUUUAUUUACAUUGAGAACCAAUUUUUCA
Molecule: messenger RNA, 507 nt
Organism: Racocetra persica
Lineage: Eukaryota; Fungi; Glomeromycota; Glomeromycetes; Diversisporales; Gigasporaceae
Source: the annotation of a GenBank genome assembly